Messenger RNA from Anneissia japonica, 4040 nucleotides. RefSeq names its product mucin-17-like. Lineage: Eukaryota; Metazoa; Echinodermata; Crinoidea; Comatulida; Comatulidae. The record is from RefSeq and is a predicted model, not a curated record. The transcript has 4 exons. The annotation marks the transcript as partial.
AUUCUACAACGGAUUCAUUAACAUCGGAGAAAAAGACAACGGUUGAUGCUACUACUAAAGAAUCAACAACCGAAGAGAAGACAACUGAUCAUAUAACAACCGCUGAAUCAAUAACGAUAGAGAAAACAACACUAUAUGACACCACUGUGGAACAAACAACGGCGCAGAGCACAACGGUAAUUAUAACAACUGAAGGAUUAACAACGAAAGACAAAACAUCUACAGUCGAUGGAACAACUGAAGAGUCCACAACUGAAAUAGAAACAACUGUAGAUUCUACAACGGAUUCACUAACAACGGAGGAAAAGACAACGGUUGAUGCUACUACUAAACAAUCAACAACCGAAGAGAAGACAACUGUUUAUAUAACAACCGCUGAAUCAACAACGAGAGAGAAGACAACACCCUAUGACACCACUGUGGAACAAACGACGACGCAGAGCACAACGGUUGAUAUAACAACUGGAGGAUUAACAACGAAAGAUAACAUAUCUACUGUCGAUGCAACAACUGAAGAAUCCUCAACUGAAAUAGAAACAACUCUAGAUUCUACAACGGAUUCAUUAACAACGGAGGAAAAGACAACGGUUGAUGCUACCACUAAACAAUCAACAACCGAAGAGAAGGCAACUGUUCAUAUAACAACUGCUGAAUUAACAACGAAAGAGAAGACAACAUCCUAUGACACCACUGUGGAACAAACAACGACGCAGAGCACAACGGUUGAUAUAACAACUGAAGGAUUAAAAACGAAAGACACAACAUCUACAGUCGAUGCAACAACUAAAGAAUCCACAACUGAAAGAGAAUCAACUGUAGAUUCUACAACGGAUUCAUUAACAACGGAGGAAAGGACAACGGUUGAUGCUACUACUAAACAAUCAACAACCGAAGAAAAGACAACUGUUCAUAUAACAACCGCUGAAUCAACAACGGAAGAAAAGACAACACCCCAUGACACCACUGUGGAACAAACAACGACGCAGAGCACAACGGUUGAUAUAACAACUGAAGGAUUAACAACGAAAGACAAAACAUCUACUGUCGAUGCAACAACUGAAGAAUCCACAACUGAAAUUGAAACAACUGUAGAUUCUACAACGGAUUCAUUAACAACGGAGGAAAAGACAACUGUUGAUGCUACUAUUAAACAAUCAACAACCGAAGAGAAGACAACUGUUCAUAUAACAACCGCUGAAUCAACAACGAAAGAGAAGACAACACCCUAUGUCACCACUGUGGAACAAACAACGACGCAGAGCACAACGGUUGAUAUAACAACUGAAGGAUUAACAACGAAAGACACAACAUCUACAGUCGAUGCAACAACUGAAGAAUCCACAACUGAAAUAGAAAGAACUGAAGAUUAUACAACGGAUUCAUUAACAACGGAGGAAAAGACAACGGUUGAUGCUGCUACUAAACAAUCAACAACCGAAGAGAAGACAACUCCCACUGUGGAACAAACAACGACGCAGAGCACAACGGUUGAUAUAACAACUGAAGGAUUAACAACGAAAGACAAAACAUCUACAGUCGAUGCAACAACUGAAGAAUCCACAACUAAAAUAAAAACAACUUUAGAUUCUACAACGGAUUCAUUAACAUCGGAGAAAAAGACAACGGUUGAUGCUACUACUAAAGAAUCAACAACCGAAGAGAAGACAACUGAUCAUAUAACAACCGCUGAAUCAACAACGAUAGAGAAAACAACACUAUAUGACACCACUGUGGAACAAACAACGGCGCAGAGCACAACGGUUGAUAUAACAACUGAAGGAUUAACAACGAAAAACACAACAUCUACAGUCGAUGCAACAACUGAAGAAUCCACAACUAAAAUAAAAACAACUGUAGAUUCUUCAACGGAUUUAUUAACAUCGGAGAAAAAGACAACGGAAAAGACAACGGUUGAUGCUACUACUAAACAAUCAACAACCGAAGAGACGACAACUGUUCAUAUAACAACCGCUGAAUCAACAACGAAAGAGAAGACAACACCCAAUGACACCACUGUGGAACAAACAACGACGCAGAGCACAACGGUUAAUAUAACAACUGAAGGAUUAACAACGAAAAACACAACAUCUACAGUCGAUGCAACAACUGAAGAAUCCACAACUGAAAUAGAAACAACUGUAGAUUAUACAACGGAUUCAUUAACAACGGAGGAAAAGACAACGGUUGAUGCUACUACUAAACAAUCAACAGCCGAAGAGAAGACAACUGUUCAUAUAACAACUGCUGAAUCAACAACGAAAGAGAAGACAACACCCUAUGACACCACUGUGGAACAAACAACGACGCAGAGCACAACGGUUGAUAUAACAACUGAAGGAUUAACAACGAAAGACACAACAUCUACAGUCGAUGCAACAACUGAAGAAUCCACAACUGAAAUAGAAACAACUGUAGAUUCUACAACGGAUUCAUUAACGUCGGAGGAAAAGACAACGGUUGAUGCUACUACUAAAGAAUCAACAACCGAAGAGAAGACAACUGAUCAUAUAACAACCGCUGAAUCAACAACAAAAGAGAAGACAACACCCUAUAGCACCACUGAGGAACAAACAACGGCGCAGAGCACAACGGUAGAUAUAACAACUGAAGGAUUAACAACGAAAGACAAAACAUCUACAGUCGAUGCAACAACUGAAGAAUCCACAAGUAAAAUAGAAACAACUGUAGAUUCUACAACGGAUUCAUUAACAACGGAGGAAAAGGCAACGGUUGAUGCUACUACUAAACAAUCAACAACCGAAGAGAAGACAACUGUUCAUAUAACAACCGCUGAAUCAACAACGAAAGAGAAGACAACACCCUAUAGCACCACUGAGGAACAAACAACGGCGCAGAGCACAACGGUAGAUAUAACAACUGAAGGAUUAACAACGAAAGAAAAAACAUCUACCAUCGAUGGAACAACUGAAGAGUCCACAACGGAUAUAGAAACAACUGUAGAUUCUACAACGGAUUCAUUAACAACAGAGGAAAAGACAACAGUUGAUGCUACUACUAAACAAUCAACAACCGAAGAGAAGACAACUGUUCAUAUAACAACCGCUGAAUCAACAACGAAAGAGAAGACAACACCCUAUGACUCCACUUUGGAACAAACGACGACGCAGAGCACAACGGUUGAUAUAACAACUGAAGGAUUAACAACGAAAGACAAAACAUCUACAGUCGAUGCAACAACUGAAGAAUCCACAACUAAAAUAGAAACAACUGUGGAUUCUACAACGAAUUCAUUAACAACGGAGGAAAAGACAACGGUUGAUGCUACUACUAAACAAUCAACAACCGAAGAGAAGACAACUGUUCAUAUAACAACCUCUGAAUCAACAACGAAAGAGAAGACAGCACCCUAUGACACCACUGUGGAACAAACAACGGCGAAGAGCACAACGGUUGAUAUAACAACUGAAGGAUUAACAACGAAUGACAAAACAUCUACAGUCGAUGCAACAACUGAAGAAUCCACAACUGAAAUAGAAACAACUGUAGAUUCUACAACGGAUUCAUUAACAACGGAGGAAAAGACAACGGUUGAUGCUACUACUAAAGAAUCAACAACUGAAGAGAAGACAUCUGUUCAUAUAACAACCGCUGAAUCAACAACAAAAGAGAAGACAACACCCUAUGACACCACUGUGGAACAAACAACGGCGCAGAGCACAACGGUAGAUAUAACAACUGAAGGAUUAACAACAAAAGACAAAACAUCUACCGUCGAUGGAACAACUGAAGAGUCCACAACGGAAAUAGAAACAACUGUAGAUUCUACAACGGAUUCAUUAACAACAGAGGAAAAGACAACGGUUGAUGCUACUACUAAACAAUCAACAACCGAAGAGAAGACAACUGUUCAUAUAACAACUGCUGAAUCAACAACGGGUGAUAUAACAACUGAAGGAUUAACAACGAAAGACAAAACAUCUACCGUCGAUGGAACAACUGACGAAUCCACAACUAAAAUAGAAACAACUAUAGAUUCUACAACGGAUUCAUUAACAACGGAGGAAAAAACAAUGGAUUAA